AUGGCCCAACAAUAUAGAAUCGAAAGUCAAUUUAAUAGUGCUGAUUUAAAUCGUGAUGGAACAAUCGAUGAAAGAGAAUUUCGACAAUUUCUUGGACCAGUUAGAGAUGAACAAAGAUUAUCGGGAAAUAUUAAUCAUCAAGAUAUUCAAAAUUUUCAAAUAUCUAAUGCAACUCAAGUAAUAACAUAUCCAGUUGGUCUUGAUGUAGCUGUUGCUGGUUUUACACAAAAUCCAGGAGAUUAUGAAAGAUAUACAGGAGGUUUUCAUCAAUCAGGAGCUCAUACAUAUGGUGUUGGUCCUGAUGUUGGUAUUGGUGCACCAAAUGUUGCUAGAAAAAGUAAUCAAUAUGAUCCGGCUGGUGCUAUGUUUGAUUAUGCUGAUAUUAAUCGUGAUGGAAAAAUUGAUAAAUCUGAAUUUGGAUCAUUUAUGCGUUCGAUAAAUUGUCAUUCACUUCAAUGGAUUUUUAUAAAAAUUUUACGAUUAUAUCCGCCAAAUAAAAAUAUCUAUCGAAUAAAUUUAAAAACGGAUCAACAUGUAUGUAUUAGUGUACAAUAUAUUUAUUGUGAUAAAAAUGAAGAAUUAAUUGUUGAACAAGAAAAUUCUUAUUUACUAUUUUUAAUAUCUUCUCCCGUUCGAUUUGGGUUUGCCUAUACAUUUGCUGAUGUUCUUAUAGCUGAAAUUCUUGAAUAUUGCCCUGUUUUCAAGAUUGCAGAAGAAUCUGCGCCAUUACCUAUUAAUAAGCUAUUAGAUCUAGACCAUGAUUCAUAUAAUGAUUUGAUAAUAAUUAUAUGA
Messenger RNA from Rotaria sordida, 792 nucleotides. NCBI's taxonomy places the organism in Eukaryota, Metazoa, Rotifera, Eurotatoria, Philodinida, Philodinidae. The record is from the annotation of a GenBank genome assembly.